GCCGGGGCCCCCUGGCGCCUUGUGAGGCCGCUCUCUCUCGGCGGCAGGGCGGCUAGUUCAAGUUGCCAUAGCGGCGUAGGGCGGGUAGGGCGCUGGCUGAGUGCCGAACAGUUGGAGCUGGAGGCGUCCAGGAGGCAUGUCUCGGUACUGAGAACUUCCUUCAGAUACCCAUGGCAGAUUCAUCCAGUGACUCUGAUCACAUCCGUCGUAGAACUGGAAGACGGGGUCCUGUUAGAGCAACCAGAAUCCAUAAUCAUGGUGCUGAAGACGUUACAGAGAAGAUCCAUACUUUAGCAAGCACUUUACAGGAUACCAAUAGGAAUCUGAGACAUGUGGACCAGAUGCUGGGUCAAUAUCGAGAGUACAACAAUGAGCAGGCAGAAGCAAUUGCAAAUCUUAAAGAAACACUGGAACAAUCCAUAGGCCAGUUAAGAAGCCAACGUCGAUUGAGAAGUUCAGGAGUAAGAAGUGCAUCUCUUUCAAGUUUAUAUGCAAGUGACCUAGAUGGUGGAGCCCCAGAAGGCCAUCAUUUCCAGCCUACCUCUCCCCUCAAGGAUUAUGGUGAGACAGUUGGUGCUAGACAUCGACGGUCUAGGUCUGCUGUCCGAUUUGUUGACCAGGGAGCUAAUCUGGGUCAGCUGCACUCGUUGCACCAGUCGCUCAGAGAUCUCAGCAGUGAACAAAUCCGUUUGGAAGAUGAUCUCAGCAGAGAGCUUUCAAGAAGAAAUCGAACUGAUGCAGAAACGAAAAGGAGGUUGGAAGAUUUAACUAACAGACUCAAUGAAUCCCAAAGACAAGAAACAGUGUCAGAACGGGUUGAGAGGAGACUGGAGGAGAUAGAACGAGAAAUCCGCUCAGAAAGACAGCUGGUGGAAAGACGCCAGGAUCAACUGGGACACAUGUCUGUGCAUCUCCAGGAGGCUUUAAAGCAACAAGAUGCUAAUGCUAAUGAAGUGGAAAUUGUCUUGAAAAAUAAAAUCUUGAAAAUGGAGGGUGAAAAAAGCAAACUUGCACAGGAUUUGGAGUGCUCCCGGAGGAAAUUGGAUCAGUCAGAAAAUAGUCGAGAAGCUCUUCUCCACCAGAUUGAGGAUCUCCGUUCCCAACUCCUUAGAGCAGAAGAGGAGCGUCAGAAUCUGCAGCAUCACAUUUCUCAGAUUGCCAUACAUCACCAGAGCCAUACCGAUGAGCAAGAGGAUGACAGGAGGAAGCGAAGAGUGCUUGACAGGUCUGAUCCAGAGAAACAAGAGAUGGAGAAACAGAUCUGGGAACUGAAAGCCAAGUUAAAUCACAGUGCAGUGAUGUCAGAGAUAGAGGAGUUAAAGCGAUGCAUAGAGCACAAGGACAAAGAGAGAGCACAGCUUGGAAUGCAGAUAGAGGUUUUAACAUCUGACUUGGAAAUGAGGGAGACCCAGCAACAAAGGAUGCUGAACCAGCUGAAGGAGAUACAGAGUAACUACAAGGUGUGUGAAAAUGAGUGCAGAGCUGCAGAACUCCGGGUUACUGAGCUGGCUCAGCAACUGGAAAAUUCGACAAAGGAAGCUGAGAGCUACCUAGCUGAAUUCAGACAAUCUGAAGUACUCCGACUAGAGAAUGAGAAAAAGAAAGAAGAAUUAAAGCUGAAGGCACAGGAAUCUAUUAGACACUGGAAGCUAAAGUGUAGGAAACUGGAACAUGAAAUAGAGAAACAGACUGAACUUCAGAACCAAUUGAUGGAGAAGAACAAUUUGCUUCUUAAAGAAAAGGAUGACUUGAAGAGUCAGCUUCUUUCAGCCAUGCACCAGAUGGAAAAUCUACAGAAGGAGCUGACUGAUGUUCUUGAGAAGAGGGCCAAACAAGAAGAGGAGCUGCAUUGUAGAGAAAUGAAGUUAAAUGAAACUAGAUCACUACAGAUGGCCCUCGAACAAGAGAUUAGAGCAGUCAGAGAAACUGUGGACAAAUUAGAGAGUGAACUACAAAAACAGAGCCUAAUACAAAGCCAAAUAAGAACUGAUAAACAGCGUUUAGAGGAGGAGCUUACAACAAGUAACAUGAUCCAUGAAAAGGACCAGGCAAGACUGCUAGAGAUGCAAUCAGUUAUUAAAAACCUGAGUGCUGCCCGGGCUGAACUAACCAACCAACUGGCAGAGGAAGAGAAAUCCAAAAAGGAGAUGCAUAAGACCCUGACAAAACUCCAGAAGGAACAGGAAUCUAGUCAGGAGGAGAUGGCUACAACCAGCAAGCAGCUCAAGUUGGAGCGAGAUGUCCACCAACAGGAGCUGGCAGAGCUUCAGUCAGAAUUACAACGAGUGAGAGCCAAACACGACCAACGUGUCCAAGAGAUGAUGAAAUUGUUUAGCCAAGAAAAAGAGGAAGCAACUGAGCACAUUGCAAUGUUGAAGGCUGAACUGGUAGAAGAAAGAAAUUUAAUGAAAGCUCACCGUCGGCAGGUAGAAAAGAUGAAAAUUGAAUGUGAUAAGCUCACAGAAGAGCUAACUCACAAAGAAGAAGAAUAUGUUAAAUAUAGGCGAAAAUACCAACUGAUGAAACAGGAACUGGAUGAAAAGAACAAAAGGAUAAGUAGUGAAGAUGACCACCUAAGGAGGAUAGAAGAAGUCAGAUUACAGCUUCAUGAUCAACUACAGUGUCUUCAAAAUGAACAGGAAUCCAUCCUUUCUAUGAUAGGAAAUGAAAUUGAUGCAGCUUGUGAAGUCCUUUCGAGGGAUUCAGUGGAAAAAUUCACACCAAUUUCAGUUACACCUGGUAUACAGAAUGACCCUCAUCGCUGGUUAGCAGAAACAAAGACUAAACUGCGAUGGUUGAGUGAAGAAGUGAAGGAGAGAGGGGCUAAGGAAAAGAAGCUCCGGCAUCACCUGUUGCAGAGCCGGGAGCAACUGAAGCAGCUAACCUUGAGCAAAGAGAAUGAGCACCAAAAUCUCAUGGAUCGAAUAGAAAAGCUGGAGCAACACCUUGAUGAUGUUUACCAAGAGAAGAAAGAUCUGCUGGAGAAGACUCUCAGGAAGGAGGAGGAAAUAGGUGCUUUACAGGAGCGGAUAACAGCACUGGAAACAGUUAGGUAUAGUAUAAAGCCACACAGGAGGAAAGGCAUCUAUUGGGAGAGUACUCGAGUGGCCUUGGAACAUCUGGAGUCUGUUCCUGAGAAACUGAAUCUUUUAGAAGAUUUCAGAGACUUUGGAGAUUCUUAUAAGCGGACAGAAGUUAUGGAAGAGAGAUCCAGUAAAUACAAGGAAAUUUUGGGCUCUUUACAACAGCACCUGGAAGAUUCAAAGCGCAGACUUGAAGAUUUCAGAGAUAAGAAAACCGGUGCUGAUAUUUCUGCUAUACAGAGUGCAUCUUCCAACUGGAGAAGCAACACCAGCUUUAUGUCCAGUUCCUUGCUUUCCAAUUCAGGAUCACUUACGAAAAGUACUUCUCAUUUGGAUUUAAAUGCAACUAGAAAAGGUGCCAUCAGCAUGACUAUCAAUGGGAUGAAGCUACAGACAGAAGAUAAAUAUUAAAGAAAUGAAGGAAAGUGCAAUUUCAUGGUGAGACAUUCAGCUCUACACCAAUUUUUUGGCACUGACUGUAGUCAAAUCCAACUGUAUUUACAAAAGCAGUGAAGAUUCCUUGGUACAAUUGAUGCCAAAUAUUGAUUGAAAACAGCAUCCCAAUUGCAUAUCUAAAGUGAGGCAAAUUAAACCUGAAGAUGACCAUACGCUGUGAAAAACCAAAGCAUCUUGUGGCAUGAAGCAUGAUCCCUUUUGCUUUAUUUCUGACAGUUUUCAACAAACCGUUCAUUCCUUUUGUGGAUGUUUUAACUUCCAAGAUGUGGUAAAAUUUUGGUUGAACGAUGAUAUAGGUAAAAUAUAAGAACACUUUUAAUAAUCAGGAACUGGUUAAUAGGAGCUGUUUUAUUUGUGUGUAAAUAAGAUGUUUUAUAACAUAGUAUAAAGAUGUGUAUGCAUAAUAGCAUUUUACAACAAAAGGUGCCUCAAACAAAUUAUGCAAUGAUUACAUUAUUGUGCUUAAUAAUAGAAAUUGUUUAUAUCUGAAACAAUGACCUGAAUUUCCUCCACUUUGGAGGAAGCUAAGAUUACAAUCCAUGUUUCAUUCUGUUUGGGACUACUCUUGUUUGUUGACUUAAGUGCAGCCUGAUCCACACAAUCCAAUCCAAAUGUCUCUCAAACUGGAGGAAAUGCGGUUAACUGCUUGUUAUGAACCACUGCUAUGAUGAUGCAUUAGAAUAAUUUUGUUCCCAAAACCUAAGGCAUCCUAAUAAUGAAAUAUUUUCACUCUACUGGGUAGAGGAGAACAGAGUCACAGUACCUAAUUUUGUACUACAAAAUCUCCUACAGACACCUGUAAUGUAAUAAGCAGGUUGAAAACCUUUGGCAGUAGAGGUUGGUUUAUAUGAGCCUUAAACCUUAAAAAGAAAAUAAAGCAAUUUCUAAUAAUCACUCUACUUCUACUAUCGCUUUAUUAAGUUCAUUGUAAUAUCACCUUAACUUUGAAGUAUUAGUGACAAUGUACACUACUUUAGACAUAUAUUGUGAACUCUAUUGAUGAAUUCAGUUAUUUUCUUUGUUCAUGUUGCUAAUAAACCCCCAAAGCAGC
Molecule: messenger RNA, 4590 nt
Organism: Varanus komodoensis (Komodo dragon)
Lineage: Eukaryota; Metazoa; Chordata; Lepidosauria; Squamata; Varanidae
Gene: CEP128
Product: centrosomal protein 128
Exons: 25
Coding region: 171-3494 (1107 amino acids)
Source: RefSeq, a predicted model, not a curated record